CAUUGGGCGGAAGCGGCGGUGGGGAACAUGGCGGCGCCGCGGGAGCCGAUCGGUGAGGCAGAAUUCGCGCGGCGAAUCGACCCCGCACGGGAGCCGGGGCUCAGCCCUCAGCAGCGCCAGCAUAUGGCACAAGUGGAGCGCGCCCAGCGGCAGCGCGCUCUGCAGCGGCGGCUCCGCAGCCGAAACUUGCUGCUGGCGCUCGGUAUCGGCGCAGUGACGUUGGGCAUCUACGGCUACACUUUCUACUCGGUGUCACAGGAGCGGUUCCUGGACGAGUUGGAGCAGGAGGCGGAGGCGGCGCGGGCGCGGGCCCGGGCGCGGGCCGAGAGCGCAGCGAGCUGAGCACGGAGGGCCCGCCCCAGCCCCGGUAAACCCCGCGAGUGGACUGCAGCCCCCGAGCCUGGAGCAUGGAGCAGCUACCCUCGCAGGGGUCUGGGCCUGCACGGCGCUCAGUGCGGUCCGGGGACACGCAGUGGCGGAGCUCCCCUGCAGGCAGAGCUCCCUCUGGUGCAGGCAGCUGCCUUCUGCAGACCUGACGCAGCCGCUGUCAGGGACCUGCCCCUGGAAGGGGCAGGGGUGCCUGUCCCUUCCCACAAUAAAUGUUCUGUCUGGAGACUGUGUCAGUGCCUGCUCUUAGAGCAGCUAGUUCCAGAGACCAGUUCAGGCCCUCCCCACCACUCAGCUGCCUGCUGAGGUGGAGCAAUUCUUCAUUUUCACU
This is a messenger RNA of Dryobates pubescens (Downy woodpecker), 718 nucleotides long. Its product is annotated as cytochrome c oxidase assembly factor 3 homolog, mitochondrial. The record is from RefSeq and is a predicted model, not a curated record. The transcript has 2 exons. The coding region runs from base 28 to 342 and encodes 104 amino acids. Lineage: Eukaryota; Metazoa; Chordata; Aves; Piciformes; Picidae. Gene Ontology annotation, biological process: mitochondrial respiratory chain complex IV assembly. Gene Ontology annotation, cellular component: mitochondrial inner membrane.